AAAAGGGGUUCUUGAAAAGGCUCCGAUAUACAAUACCGUUUUCUGUACAAGCACGUACCUGUACGUGGUGUAUACAUUGUGUAUGUGCACAAGCAGAUUUUCAAGAGCGCUCGUACGUAGUACGUUGUAUAUGGAGGCUGUCGGGAAUGCCAUGGUUGAAUAAAGAACAACAAACCACCGUCUCGCACUUUGAAAGAAAACUAUUUGAAUAGACAGUCUAGAUAUAUAUACACCCCUGACAAAACAAAGAAAGUAAACCGAAAAUGCACCGAAAAUCACCGGGCAUGAUGUAUUUCCGUGUUGACUGCGAACAGGAAAUACUAUUAUACCCGAACUAUAGCCAUAUGUGAUGAUAUCACACCGUUGCCAAAUGCUAUUGAAAGUGAUACAGAAGUUUGGUGCGAUUGGACUUUACAACAUCUCGGACAUGAAUUUAGGAAUUUGGUAUACCAGAUGAACCAAUGUGUUCCAAGUCACUGCAACAAAGCAUUUUCCUUCACAAUGAAAUCGCUUGACCUUAUAUGACUGCCAUUGACUGAGAUUGAGCUGUUGUGGAAACAUGGCUUCCGUCGAGAGGUUUACCGUACUCAUAACAUUAGUUCUUGUGGCACAUUGCGGGGAACACAUCGUCAAUGGUGUGAUAUCAGAUGUACGUCUUGUUGAUGGUCCAACGUCCAAUAAAGGUACGGUUGAGAUCAGGCAAAACAACGGGACAUGGGAGACAACGUGUGGAAUAAACCUUGGUAUCAAUGACGUCAUUGUCAUCUGCAGACAGUUGGGAUUCGCAAGAGCGAACAUAGCAAUAACAGACACACCGUAUGGACAGAAUUCAACUCCCACCGGAGGGCUGCAAUGUAAUGGUGAUGAAGAUAAUUUGGCUGGGUGUACGUUGGUUUCCAAUGGAAUGUGUUCAACAGCAGGAGCAGCUUCGUGUCAUGGUGAAGGCUAUCUUGGAUGUUUUGUGGAUGUAAUUGCUGAUCGAGUUUUAUCCGGCAAUAAUUUAGUUACCGAUCCAGAUAUGACCAUUUCCUAUUGCAUCCAGUAUUGUAACGAGUCAACCACAGCUAACUACGUAUACGCUGGAGUUGAAAAUAGAAAUGAAUGCUACUGUGGUGAGGCGAGUGAUAACUAUUCUAAAUAUGGAGUGGGAACAGAUGCUAACUGUCAGACUCCUUGUUCAGGAGACCCUACCGAGAGCUGUGGUGGCUCAGGAUAUAUAGCAGUCUUCAGAGUUAAUAUUCAGUCUCCAACGACUCCAGGAGUGGGGUCAACAGACUCCAUGCAGAUAAUGACGCUCAGCCCAGCAUCAGCAUCAGCAUCAGCAUCCCCGCCAGUAAUGACUACUAUGGGUACAUCACAAGUUCCCCCUAGGAAUGGAGAUAACCAAAAUAAUACAGGAUUAUAUGCAGGCGUUGCCGGGGGUGUGGUUGCCAUCGUCAUCAUCGUCGUCAUCGUCAUCGUUGUGGUGCUUUUGAUGAGAAAAAGAUCGCGAAGGCAACAGAAAGACGGAUUGCAGUCACACGAUAUGACAGUGAUGCAGCCUGCCAGCCCAAAUGGCACGCAGGAUAAUCUUUACCAUGACAUGUUCCAAGACAACUCCGACGAAACACCACACGGUUUGCAGUUGCCUGAUCCCCCUACGGACGGCGAUGUUACCUACUACUCAUCGGUUAGGGACCAUGCACUUCCUGAAGGUGAUGCUACAUCCUAUUCGUCAGUGAAAGACCAGAAAUCGAAGAAUACAGAUUCGAAACUGAAUAACACGAUGCCUUCAGAUCAGAAUGACGGGUUCCCAGAAAAACGAGUAUCCCGACCCCCACCCAAUGGCGAUGUUGAGGCGAUGUACGCUAUGCCGGACAAGCCAAGGAAAAGCCAGGGAGAAGAGGAUUUUGGUUCGCUUUACGCAAAACCUGACAAAACUGGGAAAGGUGGCGAUGGACAGGGUUCGGAAGACUUCGGCGCCCUAUACGCGAUGCCCGACAAAAGCCGAGGAGUUCCGGAAGGUCGCGAAGACGUGAACCAAGUUGGACCGGAGAGUGAGGGUAACAGUGGGGAAGGGUUAUACUCAUUAGCGGAUGAUGAUACGGGACUUUAUGCCAUGUCCACUGCACCAGGGCAUACCGUCAGCAAUGACGACAAUGAAUAUGGAACUGUCAUGGUUGAUAAUGAACUAUAUGCAAUGUAACCACGUGCUGUUAUGAUAACCUAUGGCCUGUUUUAUGUUAAAAAGAAUCAUUGUUGAUGAACUACUUACUUCGCCCAUUUUUCUAUAGGUAAAAAGAGUUUUUGGGAAUGAGUGUGUUUAUUGUUUGUGUAUGCGUGUGUACGUGUAUAAGCGUAUAACGGACAGAACGAGAAAGAGAGACGAGAAAGAGAAAGAGAGGGGGAGGGGGCGGAGGAAGAAGAGGAGGAACUGAAUAUGAUUCCAUUUCGUCUUUGGAUUAUAUUUGUCUUUAGCAAUGACUCACGUAUAUGUGUAAGGUCUGUACUAUUCACAAGGUACAUAAAUAUAUAUGCGGGAAUUAUACGCUUACAAUGUUUUGAUGACCUUUUUUUAUGAUCUUUUUUUUUUGUCAUUUAUUUUUAAUAAGUUGGAAGCAAAUAUAUUUAGGCCAGCACAUUAUAUAUUUUAUUAACAAAUUAUUGUAACGUUUUGUAUUAUCUUGAUGAUGGAAUCUUAUAUUAUGGUGCUAUUAUACUGAAUCGGAUAAAUGCAGAAAUCCACCUGAUUUUAGUUUACAUUUCAUGAUCACAAUUCAUGACACUUGUUUUUAUGCAGUAAAAUAAACAACUCAUUAUGGAUAACAUGUAUAUACACAUGACAGAUGUUGGGUUUUUGUUAUAGGCGAUUUUAAACGAUCGUGUCAAAUGUUACCCCUUCUAAUUUUAUAUAUUUUCUUAUAAAUCUCAAUUGUUACACUUUAGGCAAAUUAACGAUAAUUCAAUGUAAAAAACGGGAACAUAAAAUAGCGCCCCCACGAGUCAAUAUAUAUAUAUAUAAAUAUCGUUAUGAAUCUUAGAAGUUACGUUUAAGGGUUGUUAAGGAUACUUUAGAUUUAAAAUUUUACAUGCGUUAUAAUAUGGUCAUAGAAUAUUUGUUAAGAUGAUCUUUUUAAGAUCAUCACUUUGCUUGUAAAUCUCAAAUAUAUUCUUAACUUUAAUAACCAAACGAUCUCUUUAAGAUGAUCACUUUGCUCGUAAAUUCCAAAUAUAUUCUAUAUUAAAAUUUAAAUCCUAAGCUUUCGAAGACUUUUUUUUAAUUCUUAAAUUUAUCUUUUGUUGACCAAAUUCAAGUCACGGUAAACUAGACUCUUUGUAAUAUACUGUCGCCCAUAAAUUUGUAGUAAUAUAUUUCUUGCCCUUUUUAUGAAGUGAUUGUGACAUUAUGGUUUAAUUCUGAUAGAUAAAGUUUAUAAAUAUCUUAUGAUAACUUUAUUGAUUAUUGAGUAAUGAAGAUUGAUCCACAAAGCUCUGACAGGUGUAAAACUUUAUCAGAAAUAAAACCAUAUUGUCACAUUCAUUACAUGGGAAGAGGUUAGAAAACAUAUUCUUUCUUUAUGAGCAACGGUGUAAUUAAAGGAUACCCCCUGUGUAAUACUUUCGAAGUUUUCUCAUCGUUUUUUUAAAAUAUUUUUAUUUAAAAAAAAGUCUUUUAAACUCUUACAUGGUAUCGUUGAGUUCAUAUCUUGGUUAUUUAUUGAGGACGGGACAUAAAUACGGCUAAUUUCAUGGUCCUCUAGUAUAUGAUUCCUCAUUGCAUAUGAAGACAUUUCUUUAAGAAUCAUUUUCGGUUAAUAUAGAUGUAUGUGUGCUUAGCCAGAACAAUUCCUGUUCAAUUGGUACUCUAUUAUAUUAAAACUUUGCUCAAUAAAGUUUUGAUUUGUUUUGUAAUCUAGGAUUCCAUUAUGAAGAAAGAUGUUAGCGGGGCUCACCGUUACACCAUGUACACUUUCGAUAGUGGUUAGCCUGCCGUGAUGAGGGCUUUUACAUUCUCGGAAGAAUUCGUGAUGUAACCGCAACCUCGCCCACUCUUUCUUUUUAACAUGGGCAUCUCAUUUAAUUUUGCAUAUUACUUUCCAGUCAACAUUGUUAUAAUCCAUUAAAAUAUGCAUGUAAAAUAA
Molecule: messenger RNA, 4121 nt
Organism: Strongylocentrotus purpuratus (purple sea urchin)
Lineage: Eukaryota; Metazoa; Echinodermata; Echinoidea; Camarodonta; Strongylocentrotidae
Product: T-cell differentiation antigen CD6
Exons: 8
Coding region: 560-2185 (541 amino acids)
Cellular component (GO): plasma membrane
Source: RefSeq, a predicted model, not a curated record